AGGCCGGCGUCGCUCUGUUAAGGUUUCCGGGCAACUCUACCGCAAUAACGGUGUGCAGUCUCAACCGAUUCUUAGCCAGAUAGCGCGAUUAAAGCUGAAUGAGAUAAAAGUACUCCCGGGAGAGUGCACACUAUUGAGCUAUUUGAAGUGUCAAAGCUACCAACUGACGUUUUAUUUCCCCUCCAUCUUCGCGGAGCUUGAAAAGUAAAAAUGGCAGACCAGCUGACUGAGGAACAGAUCGCAGGUGAGUACAUAGCACAGCGAUGCUUUUAUCUUUAGCAGCUCUGAGGUGAUGGCGAGAUGAUCGACUGCGGAGGAUAAACGCUUAGCCUGCGGUUGUCACUUGGUAUUCUCUGACAAGCUGGUUGACAUCAUUCAGCCAAAGCGGAAAUCAGCGGGGCUAGUUCAAGGAGGCGUUCUCGCUGUUUGACAAGGACGGCGACGGAACCAUCACCACCAAGGAGCUCGGCACUGUCAUGCGCUCCCUGGGCCAGAACCCCACCGAGGCCGAGCUGCAGGACAUGAUCAAUGAGGUCGAUGCCGAUGGUAAUGGGACAAUUGAUUUCCCGGAGUUCCUGACAAUGAUGGCGAGGAAGAUGAAGGACACAGACAGCGAGGAGGAGAUCAGAGAAGCAUUCAGAGUCUUUGACAAGGAUGGCAAUGGCUACAUUAGCGCAGCAGAGCUACGGCACGUCAUGACCAACUUGGGGGAGAAGCUCACUGAUGAGGAGGUCGACGAAAUGAUCCGGGAGGCUGACAUUGACGGGGACGGUCAGGUCAACUACGAGGAAUUUGUCCAGAUGAUGACCGCCAAGUGAAGAGAAGGCUGAUUUAUCUCUUAAACGUUGCUUGUCCUUUUAAGAUCACUGUCUUUAAGAACAAAAAGGAACAUUUAUCAGCUGAUAACCCCCCCGAUCCCCCUAAAAGAACAAAACCAAACAUUUCAUGUAGAAUUUGGCCAAUAUUGCUUAAUACAGCCAUGUACUUCUGAGGUAUCUGUUAAGCAUACACCUACAGACUAAUCCCUGAAGAAGUUAAUGGACCAAGCUUAAAGAGGGCCAACGGCCUUUUACUUCUGACCAAGAUUCUACAGUCACCUGGCUCAUGAAUAUUUUAGAGGAAAGCAGCGCUGCCACUGUAAGGGGGAUUGUGAUAGGAACUGAUGCCACCGAUCACUUUAGAGAAGUCGGUCAUUUAAAAUCUCUCCGCUUCCGUAAAGAACCACGCUGCUAUACUAGCAUCAGUGGUGAUUCUCUCAAUACCAAUUUGACUACUCUUCUUGCAUGCAGCCGUUCUGUGGUGGUCUCCUGUCUCGACAAGGUGGUUCUGAUCCCAUCAGCGGUAGUGGUCAGAUAUUGUACACAGUGGAGGUAUAUACUUUCAUAUAUAGCUAUAUAUCUGUAAAAAAAUAAAUUAAAAAAUGUCACUGUCACUUGGUUAUUUCAAGAGCAAGUAGUUGCAAUCUGUGGUGUUCAUUGGUGCUUGAUUCAAAAUGAGCAUUUUCAAAUGUUUGGGUCAGAAUAAGAGACUGAUCCCCAGCGGGGUGUUCUCUUGUUUUGAGAUGGUGGCUUUAUACGUUGCCACGGAAACCGAGCGGAGACGCUAGCUUGACGUGUUGCUUUGAGGCUGAUUGUUGUGAAGAUGCUCUGGAGGACUGCUGUUAAUACAUUUAUUCUGCAAACAGAUAUCCUGACGAUACAGUAUUGAUGUAAUGCUUUCAAAAUGUAUUCCCAAAUAUGUAUUGAAGACAAACUUUGGUCACAAAAUGUCUCGUUCACUAUAUAUAUAUGCACAGUGUAUUGGUGUGUCGUAAAGUUUGCAUUGCCUGUUGUAGUAGUAAAUGACCAGUGCUCUGUUUUCUCUUUGGUUUUAAAAUGUGCCAUAACGCUCCCCAAAUGCCUCAACCUUCUCGCAAGAUUCCUAGAAAAAUAUAUACACUAAACUACUUACACUAGAAUAUGUGACAGAUUUGCACUUGGUAUAAAUCAUAUGGAUAUUGCAAAAAGAAAACAAAAUUUGACUGCUGCAAUAACUUGCUUUUCUCUAACUUCUCAUUCUUGUUGGCUGUCCCAUCAUUAGUUUAUAGUCCAGUGAUUUCACUUUCAACCUGCUUGCUUGUUUUACUCAACAGAAUACAUGUACUGUAUAUUUACAAAUACCUAACGUAGUCAACGGUCUCAUGAAACAUGAUAAGGGGUUGUAGCAAUCUAUUGGACUGGGUUCAGUGUUUUAACAGUGGAGGUGAGUCAUCGUUUGAGGGAUGGAAACGUAAUACCACUCAGAGACAUUUCAGUCAGUGAUGUUUGAUUCUGAUAUGAGGAAGUAAAUGGUAAUGGACUGUUAGCUUCUGAUGAUGUCUCUAAAGAUGUGAUAUAUUUUCCAUAAGUCAAUAAACUGAAUGAGCUUUACUUCA
Messenger RNA from Phycodurus eques (leafy seadragon), 2413 nucleotides. It is a transcript of the gene calm3a, whose product is annotated as calmodulin 3a (phosphorylase kinase, delta). The coding region runs from base 477 to 818 and encodes 113 amino acids. NCBI's taxonomy places the organism in Eukaryota, Metazoa, Chordata, Actinopteri, Syngnathiformes, Syngnathidae. The transcript is spliced from 6 exons. Gene Ontology annotation, molecular function: calcium ion binding. The record is from RefSeq and is a predicted model, not a curated record.